AUGUCUGGCACCUCGGGAAACUCGACUCGCAACUGGGACGACGUGCUCAAGCACGGCUCGGCCCUCGGCAUCCUCAAGCCUGAUGUUGCCUUCCCCCCUUACGGCGGCUCCACCUCGGGUGGCUCUUCGGGGUCUAACACGGGCGGCUCUUCCGGCGGUUCCUCAUACCCAUCUGGCGGUAAUGUAGGAUCGCGGCGCAGCCCCACGGCCGCAUGGUUCCACGUGGAGACACAAGGCGGACCCCAAGGUUACCUAAACCAACGCUUGAAUCCUGCCGCUGACCACCAGUCUCAUGUCACGCCUGCCUGCGUCGUCGUGUGCAUGAGUCCCAGGGAUCUGGUCAGUUCGGGUAGCUCCGAAGGAGCCGUGGGGAGCUUGGCAUGCAGUGCCUCACCAUCAGCCCUACCUGACGCACCCCGAACACGGCGAGCUUCUCGGUGCUCGGGUGCUGCACGUGAUUAUACCGAGUCGUGCAGGCCAGAAUCAAAUUACUAA
This is a messenger RNA of Chaetomium globosum CBS 148.51, 495 nucleotides long. RefSeq lists its product as uncharacterized. The transcript is spliced from 2 exons. NCBI's taxonomy places the organism in Eukaryota, Fungi, Ascomycota, Sordariomycetes, Sordariales, Chaetomiaceae. The record is from RefSeq and is a predicted model, not a curated record. The coding region runs from base 1 to 495 and encodes 164 amino acids.